AACAGAACAACCAACCUACCAACAACAGAACAACCAACCUACCAACAACAGAACAACCAAGCUACCAACAACAGAACAACCAAGCUACCAACAACAGAACAACCAAGCUACCAACAACAGAACAACCAAGCUACCAACAACAGAACAACCAAGCUACCAACAACAGAACAACCAACCUACCAACAACAGAACAACCAACCUACCAACAACAGAACAACCAACCUACCAACAACUGAACAACUUAACUGGCCUUGCAGGAGGAGGAGGAGGAGGAGCGUUUGACAAACAGGACGACCUGUAAUCCUACCUGGCCACCUCUUCACUGAGAUGCGAAGACGGUCCUCGAAGUCGGGGGUCCCGACCCCCAAAAAAUCUGAACCCCAGGGAGUGCCUAUCCCGAUGUCUGCUGAACGACCCCAAACUUCCUCCGUAGCCUCCUCGCUCCCCACCCCAAGCCUUGCUGCGGCGCUAGCCCGACGAAGGUUCACCCUGAGUGGGGCAGCUGACAGCCAGAACCAAGGACUGACGGUCUACUGCAGAAUGCCAUUCUCUCGUAGCUUCCUGUCUGAAGACCAGUUCCAUUGUUCCAUCUGUCUGGAUAUCUUCAUAAACCCCGCCUCCACUCCAUGUGGACACUCCUUCUGCAUGGCCUGCAUAGGUCAGUACUGGGACGGUGCUAAGCUCUGCCAGUGUCCCCUCUGCAAAGAGACCUUUAAGAAACGUCCGGACCUCCAGAUUAACCGGACCCUCAGGGAGAUCACAGAGCAGUUUAAGUCCAUGUCCGGGGUGUCUCGGUUGGGCAGCGGGAGGUGGAGAGGUGUCCUGGGGGCUGGAGGAGGAGGAGGAGGAGACGGAGGAGGAGGAGGAGGAAGAGGAGAGGACACAGACCAUCAGGAUCCCAGCACUAUAGAGAGGGAGUGGAUGGACACUAAGACCCAGCUACAUGUGUCUGAGGCAGAGAUCCAUCAGCUGAUUCUACAGAGACAGAGGAAGUUAGAGGAGAUAAGGUCAUCACUGGCUAAACUACAGCUUUCAGUGGAACGUGAGACAGCAGGCGUUAUGUGUGUGUUCAGUGCGUUGGUGUGUGCGGUUGAGAGGUCGCAGGCUGAGCUCAUGGAGGUGAUUGAGAUUAGUAAGCGGUCGGCAGAGCACCAGGCGGACGCUGCGAUUCGUCAGCUGGAACAGGAAGUGACUGAGCUCAGGAAGAGAAGCCACGCCCUCUCCCAGCUGGCCCAAUCAGACGACUACGUUCAUUGUAUCAAGAGCUACCCUGCACUCUGCACCCCUCCACCAAUCAGAGACUGGUCUGGGGUGUCGGUGAACCCUGACCUGGGAACGGGGCCCAUCUAUACUUCGCUGUCUGUCCUGGUCCAACGUUUCCAGGAAGAGAUCAGCAAGAUGGUUCAGUUUGGCGUACAAGUUCCACUAGAAUCAUCUCCAAUACCACAGCCCAAGGUGAAGAGGGUACAAGAGUAUGCAGUGGACGUGACUAUGGACUCAAGCACCGCCCACCCCAGGCUCAUCCUAUCAGAUAACGGGAAAAUGGUCAAAUGUGGGGACUGUCACCAGCCGGUACCUCAUAACCCUGAGAGGUUUGACCGUGUCGUGUGUGUUCUGGGUCGAGAAGGGUUCUCCUCAGGUCAACACUAUUGGGAGGUGGAGGUGGGCGGGAAGACUGACUGGGAUCUGGGCGUGGCCAGCCGCUCCAUCAACAGGAAGGGGAAGAUAACGGUAUCCCCUAGCAACGGCUACUGGUUCCUCAGCCUCAGAGAUAAACACAACUACGCGUUCCGGACAGAUCCCACCACCGAGCUGCUUCUCAACCUCAGACCACAGAAGAUCGGGGUGUAUGUGGAUUAUGAGAAAGGGCAGGUAUCAUUCUACAACGUGGACUAACUUCCCCUUCCUCUCCCCUGUUCAGGUAUCAUUCUACAAUGUGGACUAACUUCCCCUUCCUCUCCCCUGUUCAGGUAUCAUUCUACAACGUGGACUAACUUCCCCUUCCUCUCCCCUGUUCAGGUAUCAUUCUACAACGUGGACUAACUUCCCCUUCCUCUCCCCUGUUCAGGUAUCAUUCUACAACGUGGACUAACUUCCCCUUCCUCUCCCCUGUUCAGGUAUCAUUCUACAACGUGGACUAACUUCCCCUUCCUCUCCCCUGUUCAGGUAUCGUUCUACAACGUGGACUAACUUCCCCUUCCUCUCCCCUGUUCAGGUAUCGUUCUACAACGUGGACUAACUUCCCCUUCCUCUCCCCUGUUCAGGUAUCAUUCUACAACGUGGACUAACUUCCCCUUCCUCUCCCCUGUUCAGGUAUCGUUCUACAACGUGGACUAACUUCCCCUUCCUCUCCCCUGUUCAGGUAUCGUUCUAUAACGUGGACUAACUUCCCCUUCCUCUCCCCUGUUCAGGUAUCGUUCUACAACGUGGACUAACUUCCCCUUCCUCUCCCCUGUUCAGGUAUCGUUCUACAACGUGGACUAACUUCCCCUUCCUCUCCCCUGUUCAGGUAUCAUUCUACAACGUGGACUAACUUCCCUUUCCUCUCCCCUGUUCAGGUAUCAUUCUACAACGUGGACUAACUUCCCCUUCCUCUCCCCUGUUCAGGUAUCAUUCUACAACGUGGACUAACUUCCCUUUCCUCUCCCCUGUUCAGGUAUCAUUCUACAACGUGGACUAACUUCCCUUUCCUCUCCCCUGUUCAGGUAUCAUUCUACAACGUGGACUAACUUCCCCUUCCUCUCCCCUGUUCAGGUAUCAUUCUACAACGUGGACUAACUUCCCCUUCCUCUCCCCUGUUCAGGUAUCAUUCUACAACGUGGACUAACUUCCCCUUCCUCUCCCCUGUUCAGGUAUCGUUCUACAACGUGGACUAACUUCCCCUUCCUCUCCCCUGUUCAGGUAUCGUUCUACAACGUGGACUAACUUCCCCUUCCUCUCCCCUGUUCAGGUAUCGUUCUACAACGUGGACUAACUUCCCCUUCCUCUCCCCUGUUCAGGUAUCGUUCUACAACGUGGACUAACUUCCCCUUCCUCUCCCCUGUUCAGGUAUCAUUCUACAACGUGGACUAACUUCCCCUUCCUCUCCCCUGUUCAGGUAUCAUUCUACAACGUGGACUAACUUCCCCUUCCUCUCCCCU
This is a messenger RNA of Salmo salar (Atlantic salmon), 3140 nucleotides long. NCBI's taxonomy places the organism in Eukaryota, Metazoa, Chordata, Actinopteri, Salmoniformes, Salmonidae. The record is from RefSeq and is a predicted model, not a curated record.